Messenger RNA from Entamoeba dispar SAW760, 441 nucleotides. RefSeq names its product calmodulin, putative. The record is from RefSeq and is a predicted model, not a curated record. Gene Ontology annotation, cellular component: cytoplasm. The coding region runs from base 1 to 441 and encodes 146 amino acids. The transcript has a single exon. NCBI's taxonomy places the organism in Eukaryota, Evosea, Mastigamoebida, Endamoebidae. Gene Ontology annotation, molecular function: calcium ion binding.
AUGUCUUCUCUCACUGAAGAGCAAAAGAAGAAGUUUAAAGCUACAUUCAAACAUUACGAUAAAGACAAAGAUGGACAAAUCACGUUCGAAGAAUUAGGUCAAAUAUUGAGAGGAAUGGGAAGAAAUACUACAGACGUAGAAAUCUAUCAAAUGCAACAAAUCCAUGGAAGUGAUAAACUUGAUGAAGCAACAUACUUGGCACUACUCGCUCAAAAACUUCAAGAACCAGAUAGUGUUGAAGAAAUCCAAAAAGCAUUUGAUACAUUUUUUGGACCAGGGAAAACUACUAUUACUGUUGAUGAAUUUAAAGCAAUGAUGAUGGAAUUUGGAGAACGAGUUUCUGAAGAUGAAGCUGAUGAGUUAGUUAAAGAUAUAGGAUUAAAUAAAGAAGGGUGCAUUGAUAUUAAGAGAUUUAUUGAUCAUGUGUUUGAAAGUAAAUAA